GUUGGGUGCCAACAGGGCUCUUUCUCCCAGUAUUCACCAUUGGAGCGGUAUGGGGUCGUCUCUAUGGGCUUUUAGUACACGAACUGUUAGCCCAAAGCUACGCCUUCGCACCGCCUGCUGUGUACGCUCUAGUAGGCGCAAUAUGUCUCACAGCUGGAGUUACUCGGACCAUCUCGGUGGCUGUUAUUGCAUUUGAGCUCACUGGGCACAUCCACCAGAUGUCUGUUAUCGUCAUAAGUACAGUAGUAGCAUAUGCAGUAGCAGCGUUAUUUACUACCUCGAUCUAUGAUGUCCUUCUCCACUUGAAGGGGCUUCCAUACGUACCACAUUUGC
This is a messenger RNA of Perkinsus marinus ATCC 50983, 333 nucleotides long. Its product is annotated as chloride channel, putative. Gene Ontology annotation, biological process: chloride transport; transmembrane transport. Lineage: Eukaryota; Perkinsozoa; Perkinsida; Perkinsidae. Gene Ontology annotation, molecular function: voltage-gated chloride channel activity. Gene Ontology annotation, cellular component: membrane. The record is from RefSeq and is a predicted model, not a curated record. The annotation marks the transcript as partial. The transcript has 3 exons.